GUACUCCGUACAUGAAUCAUAAUGCUUUUUUGCAAAAUAAAACGAAACGCCCCACGCUAUGCACCGAAUAAAACCGCAGUGAAACAAUAUAACCCACUACCAAAUCAGUCAAAGGUCCUAUAGAAAGCCGAAAAUCUUAAAACAAACCAAAAAAAAGGCAGCCUCGGCUCCCCCAACAAAUCAGCGCUUCGCGCCUUUCUUCUUCGCCUGUUUAUUAUUAGAUUUAGUAGCAGGCACAGGCUGCGCGUGAUUUAGCUCCUUGAUAUGGUUAAAUAGUUUGGUUUUGGAAGUGAACGAGCUGUGACAUUUUGCGCAUGUAAACGUCUUGCCCUGCCUCCCUUCUUCUUCAGCUGCAGCCGCCGCCGCAGCGGCGCGUUUGGCGCGCUUUAACUUUGCUUUGCCUACUUUUGCUUGCUUCGGCUCGUCGUCGUUGUCAUCAUCAUUAUUACUAGUACCCAUGGGCGUGGCUGAGAUGGAGGUUUUCGAUAUGUCUUCUGUUAGCAUGGUUAGGCUGGCGUUCUCACUAGUUGUAUCUGUGGCGAAGCGGUUUUCGAGAACGGCUCGCGGCGCGUAAUCUUCGUUUGUAUCGCUGGUGUCGUUAUCGUCAUCUGCUUCCUCUGGUCCUUGAAUUUGCGUUUCGGCUUCGGCUUGGUUUAUGUUUGAUUCUGAUAAAUCGCUGUGGUGGUCCGAUAUGGAAUCUGGAUCGUCUUCGUGAGUUGGUUUAGUAGUAUGUUCUAGCUCAUCUUCCGCGUCUGAGGGAAUGGGCUCGUCAUUUUCCUGGGUGGUAGUGGCGCCGGACGAGGAUCUUUGGGUGGAAUCCUGAACUGAACCAGAACUGCUAGUGCCCGUUCUCGUUUCCGUGCUUAGUUGCUGAAUGUGUUUAUCCUCCGCUCUCAUCUCCCAACGAAGCUGCUUGACAGCUUUGAUGUGCUUCUUACUCCGCUCAUGCGCGUCGAACUGUUUCUCACUCUUAAAGUUUUUUCGACAGACGACACACUCGAAAUAGUCUUGUUCAAUCACAGAUUCACUACUGCUGCUGAACAUUUCUUCCUCUGUCUCUUCACUCCGUGCCCAUUCUGGGAUCUGUUGGUUGUGCAACUUCGCUUCAUUUGCUGCUCGCGAGCGCGCCGCCUGCGCCGCCGCAGCAUCCCGGAGAGAUUUCUGCCGCUCCGCCUCAUUCUGCACGGUGGCUUUGAAACGGGGAUCUCGCUUCUUCACGAAGGCAACGAGAGACCGGACAGCGUCGUUGAAUUCUCUAAUACCCUCGUCUCUCAGUCGUUUGUUCUCUUUCUCCAUCAGCCUCCGGACCCUUCUAUCGGGUGCUUCCGAGUAGCGAUAGACAUCCUUCCACGAGAACGAUUUCUUUGUCGCAAACCCGCUCCAUAUCGAGUAAAACGGGCGGAUGCUGUCAUAAUCGUCAUCUUUGUGGCCGAAUGAGGGGUAGUCGACGGGUUCCAAGUCACCCCAUUGGCACGCCAGUGCCUCUUCUUCCGCCAGUUGCUCAAAAGUUUCCCGCAGCCCGCCAAAGAAGCCAGACGGCGCAUCUGAGAAAUCCAUACGGGGGUUGAAUUUCAUGAUGAGCUGCGUUAUAUCGUCUGCGGUUGUCAUUUUGAUAUUAUGGGAAUACUGCGCAGCCGCGGGGCCAUUGUGGCCCGCCAAAAUGGCGUCCCGAUGGGAGUCAUACCAGGCACGCUCCUGGGGGUCCGAUAGGACUUCGUAGGCGGCCUGGAUCUCAGCGAAGAUGGCGGUGGAAGCCUCUACAUUACCAUAGUUUCUGUCUGGGUGGUGUUCUAGUGCCUUUUUCUUAUAAGCCUUUUUGAUCCUGUGCGGGGAGAAGGGGAUAAAAUCAAAUUAGUCUCAGGUUUCACCACCGCAUUUCCUAAUACUCUCGUGCUACGCUGGGAUCGGCUACCAGCAUAGCACAUAAGAUAGGGCAUUUAAAAAUCAAAUCAAAACCAAACUGGGGGAUGAGGCGCACUCCUCUUCUGUAGCGGUUCUUCCCAAACCCAGCAGCUCGUAGUAAUCCGUCUUCCUUUCCUCAUUAGCUGGGGCGCCACUGUUCCCCCCCGCAGUGGAGGACUGGCUCUGGCCCAUGGACUCCUCUUUGUCGAUAGCAGCACAGACAAUGUGCUGGAGAGAAGGAAAAUGAUUGGCGCGGUGAUUUUGUGAAAUCCCUUGGAGGUCCUGAGCUUAACAACGAGGACCGCCAAACGAUCAAAAUAUUAAGCUUUUGUCCACAAUGCGACGGCUUAGUCAUCGAUUGAAUGCGGAGCGGGCCAAGACCCGACGUCAUUGCGUACGGAGGGGUGGUAUGGUAUGGUAUGGAACUGGUUCGAGAUGGUAAGAAAAGCGCUUGUUAGUGGUAUUUUUCGGUGUCAUUCGGGUAUUACGGUCGGAAGACAGCACGUGGCGCCCUCUGGGUUUGAAUGCUUGGCAGGCUUGGCAUCUGGCCACGGGGGAUCCAAAAAAAACCCUGGAAGUUGCUGUCAAAAGUCAUUCAUCUGUCUGUGUACUGUGUAUACAUGCAUGUAUAUAUAACUUCCAUCUAUUUCGUCGAUUUGCCCGCCAUCUGCCCCUGGGACCCUCUACAAACCACCCUCCGAGGCUGCUAUAAACGAAAUAUCCUCAAGCUACUGCAAUGUAUAUUUGCUCUCGACCGGUUCUCUCCUACAUCUCCAAGAUAUCGGGCCGCGCUCCUGUUCUCCACGCCUCUGAAAUGCGACAUCCUUGAUGGUGGUGGUUAUCCCUAUACAAAUAGGUUAUUGCGAAAAAGAUAAAUACUUCUCUCUUUGCUUCAUCAUCAUCAUCAUCUUCUUUUGCUGCGCAUAGGAAUACCCUGUUGGAGUUGGUUAAAUAGUACCUACUAUCCGUUUAAACGACUCCAGUAAUGAAGUUUGCGCGUGACUACACACAGAUCCUCAACGCUGAGGAUUACCCUGCCCAGUGGGUUCAGUCUGCAAUCUCCUAUAAGCGCCUCAAGAAAUGCAUCAAAAAGGUGUGUACGGAGCUGCUAUCCCUGGGAUUACGCCCGGAAAUCCUGAACCUGCUCUGGCAUCAAAGCCAAGCGGCCAAGGCGCGAGGGUAUGAUGGUGCUGGCGAUGAUAGCCGGCCUUUUGGCUUCCAGUAUUCCCUGAGCAAAAACCCUUUCACCUCGUUUUGGCUGCCGAAAUUGACCUUCGUAAUCGACCCCAUGGAUGGCUCCCCGAUUGAUGCUUUCGUCUCUCCUCGAACCCUCGAGUUUCUUCAGCAACUGAACAAAAUUCCCCUUCCGAUACCUGCGGCUACUUUGGCUAGACUGGACUCUGAGUUGGGAUCUUUCACUGACGACGGCUGCCUGGAAGUGGUUGCCGAUGGGGAAUUAAGUCUUGCCAAACGGAGGAUAUCCCUCGAGAGCGUAGAUGAAAACGCCGAAACAGCGCAUUCCGUCGAGAUACCGCUCUCCGCCGACUCCGAAUUUUUCCAAAUCCUGAACAAAGAGUUAUCAGGCCUGGACAAGCUCCAAGAACGAGAACAGAUCGUACUGAAUGAACGGGCCAAAAACUUGCGCCAGCAAAUUGUUAAGAUAACGAAACCUCAAUUCAGAAGAUCGCAGUCCGCUCUAUAUACUUGGAGAGAGAUAUUUCGACUGUAUAUAGAUAUGCAAGUGUUUUUCUGUACCGAUGAGCAAGGUUCGGGCCAGAGAGACUCCAAAGCCGCCAGCCAGCAGCUGGAAAAAUUUCAAGCUACCUUGACGAAGGACCGGCGGAUAAAAAAGCUUGGAAAGGAGGGUCGUGCUGCGCUUGAGACGUUCCUGUGCAUCAACAACGCACUGCUGCAAAACCUGAAGUUCCAAGAGAUCAAUCGCACCGCGCUCUACAAGAUCUUGAAAAAGUUUGACAAGCGCACCGCUCUCCCUGCCGGGACAAUUUUUCCAGAACUCAUGGUGGUUGAGGCGUUUUUGGCCGAAACAAUGGCCAAAGCCGUCUGUUACACGAUUUCCGAAGAAGUCCUUACUGUCAUACCUCAGUUGGACGACUAUCUGUGUCCUAUCUGUUUUAAUAUUUCGUUUAAACCCGUGCGACUGCGGUGUAACCAUGUUUUCUGCAUCCGUUGCUUGGUUGUUAUGCAAAGGGCUAAACAGGACAAAUGUGCCCUUUGUCGAGAGGAGGUUGUAUUGUCAGCUACAGGCGCAAAUCUGGACAUGGAACUUCUUGCAUUCCUUGCGGCCAGUUUCCCAAAGGAGACGAAGGCCAAGCAAAAGGAAAACGAGAGAGCCGCGAUGGUUGAUCUUUAUGGUAAUUCUUACGAUUCUUGCUCUGUGAUGUAGCGUGCUAUGUAUUUCGAUCUGCCUAGUUUUGUUAAUUUUUUAUUUUAGCGACGGUCUUUAAUCACAAUUAAUACGACCUGACAUGAUAGCACGAGGAACGAGUUGUCCACUAACUUCCAGGAUUAUCUCCCUGUUCCCGGGGAAAAGGCAAGACCCCGUCGUGUCCAUGAACUUGGGGGAGUCAAGCCUAGGGAACUUUUUCGCUUCGUUGCUUGCUGGGUAUGACUUCUGUUGUGCUACCAGGACGAAGCCAGCUAGGAGGGCUGGCGGCUGUGAUCACAUUGCUCUGAACAGCGUUUACAACUUUGCUACAAGGGCAGUUGAACCCAAGUAUAUUCCUCUUCAUCCGCAGAUGAUUUUUAAGUGGAAUGGUGGAUGGGAUGGGAACUGUGAAUGACGAUAUCAUGUAUAUAAUACCCCGAUUGAUGUCUAUAUUGUUUAUAGCUGUAUGUAACUUGCAUAAUUAAUCAUUUAAAAGCCAAACUUCAGCCUCAA
Messenger RNA from Blastomyces gilchristii SLH14081, 4801 nucleotides. RefSeq names its product RING-14 protein. Lineage: Eukaryota; Fungi; Ascomycota; Eurotiomycetes; Onygenales; Ajellomycetaceae. The record is from RefSeq and is a predicted model, not a curated record. Bases 2888 to 4306 code for a protein of 472 amino acids. Gene Ontology annotation, molecular function: metal ion binding. The transcript is spliced from 3 exons.